Molecule: messenger RNA, 2133 nt
Organism: Alternaria incomplexa
Lineage: Eukaryota; Fungi; Ascomycota; Dothideomycetes; Pleosporales; Pleosporaceae
Exons: 3
Coding region: 1-2133 (710 amino acids)
Source: RefSeq, a predicted model, not a curated record
AUGCACCCGGCCGUCUCCAUACUUGCCGAUAAUGUCGUCAAAUACCACCAUCUGCUCGCCCCGCUGCUCUACAGCGUCCUCGCGGCUGUCGCAAACGCCCUAAUUCCCUUCUUCACCGUCCUGUUCUCCGAGAACCAAUUGGUCGCAAAACACCUUGCCCUACCCACCUGGACUGUUCUCGAUGGCCCUGCAGCCGAGACCAAGACCCCCCCGGAGCGACAGCCUCAUACCGAAUCAUACGGGAUACUGGCAGUUCUCGUCGUCUCUGCGAGCGCUGUUCUAGGCGUCUACGCAGUUCCUACCACGGUCGCGCUCGGUGUCAGCAGUGCCAUCUUCGCUGCUACUGGUCUUGUCCUGUUCGAGACCACCAUACAAGCCGCGACAGAAGAGGGCGAGGGUGGCAAGCGAGGACUUGGGUCUGCGAACGGGAAUCUGACCAAGGGUCAUCCGGCUGCGCAAUUGAUUGACGCUGCAGAGGCAGACUUCCAAGGCACCCUUAACCGACAAUCCAAGUCGCUCGCUGAUGCGGUUCGAGAGUACCGACGCAGGAACGGGAUCUCGCCACCUCCGCACUUCGACAAAUGGUACGAGUUUGCGACGCGCAACGGUGUUGUGAUGAUAGACGAAUACGACACGAUCAAUGAGAUGCUGCUACCGUUUUGGGCGCUCAAACCAUCGACGAUUCGGUCGCGCAUUGCGAAUGCGUUAGGUCAUGAAGAUAGCUCCAUGCUUGCAAUUGCGAUACGCCAUGGCGCUGUAGAGAACUUCCAAGGCGGCGAUGAAUGGCAACAACAGGCUACCAUUGGCAUGAUGAAGCAGUUUGUCCAGUAUCUGCCCGACAUGGAUCUGGGCUUCAACUUACAUGACGAACCGCGAGUUGUCGUGCCCGACAAUCUGUUGUCGUCGAUGGUGGCAAAGGCGAGGGACGAAAUUCUACCGCGCACUGCGAAGAACACUGCACCUCGUAAUGCCUUCUCUGCCCGUCCAGAAGACUUGAGUGAUGGUACACGGUUUGCUGAAGUUAGCACGACCAAGUUCAAUCGCUUUGCGCAUCAACAGACAUGGACGCAUUCGCGGCUGUCAUGCUCCCCUGGCACUCAGGCCCAAACCUUCGAAGACUACGCUGCCGAUAACUUCACCGCGUAUGCCGCCAGCGACCUUGGCUUUAUUUACAACACAACCGCCUUCUCUGAUAUCUGUAACUCGCCUUCGUUCUCGUCAACGUUCGGAUUUUUCGAGCGCCCCAACGCCUUCAGUAUCAUCCAUGAGCUGACACCCGUCUUCUCACAGUCGAAGAUCUCCAGCUUCCAGGACAUCCUAUACCCCAGUCCAUGGUACUGGAUGGGCAAAGUAGGCUACGACGAGACGCACGACACGACCUGGGAAAACAAAACCAACAGUCUCUACUGGCGCGGCUCCACAACAGGAGGUUUCAGUCGCAACGGCGGCUGGCGACGCCAACACCGCCAACACGUCGUCCAACGCCUGAACGCCCCCGACACCGCCAAAGUCCUCGAACCCGUCUCCAACCCCACCUCAACCUACGCCGUAACCUCGAUCGAGCGCAAAGCCCUCAAAGACCUCAUCGACGUCCACUUCUCCCACAUCGGCCAAUGCGACCCCGGCGACUGCGACGCCCAAAACGAAUUCUUCGACGUAACCGAACGUGUCGACGGCCAAGACGCAUGGUACUACAAGCACCUCCUCGACAUGGACGGCAACGCCUUCUCCGGCCGCUUCUACAGCUUCCUCAAGUCCCGCAGUCUGACCUACAAAAUGGCGCUGUUCCGCGAGUGGCAUGCAGAGUGGCUACGACCAUGGGUGCAUUAUAUCCCCCUCUCCCUCCGCGGCGACGAGCAUCUCGAUCUUGUAAGGUGGUUCAGCGGAACACAGAUUUUCGACGAUGACGGCGAUGGCGUUGUGGAAAGAGUCAAGGCGGAUGGAAGCAAGAAGGGCGGGAAUGGCGCGAGUGAAGGCGAGAAGAAGGCGCGGCUUAUUGCGAAGAGGAGUUCUGAGUGGCAUGAUCGGGUGUUGAGGAAUGUGGACUUUGAGGUUUGGUUCUUUAGGUUGCUGUUGGAGUAUGGGAGGGUGGUGGAUGAUCAGAGGGAGGAGAUUGGGUUUGCGGGGCCGUAG